GUGGAUAUUUUGCUAGCGCUUUGUCUUGUAUAUAUGCUGUGCUGUGCUAGUGUGUCAUGGUUCGCCAACUAAAAGGGCCAGUCAAGAAAGAGAGUAAGAAAGAGAAGCGACAGAGAAGACAAGAGAACGUGGUAGGAAAAGAGAGAGGCCUGUACUUGGCUAUCCCACUCGUACUGGCAGCUUUGCUAGUCAUAUUCCUCCUCUUCUACUGGAACACUACAUCAUGAGUGAUCCACGCUUUGCUCAUGUGACCUCUGACCCCCGAUACAAGAGAGUUCCACGUAGAGAAGCAAAGGUCAACAUUGAUGCACGCUUUCAACACAUGUUCUCUGACAAAAGGUUCAAAGUUCAAUAUAAUGUGGAUAAAAGAGGUCGAAAGGUCAAUGAGAGCUCCAGUGAGGAUUUGAGAAAGUAUUACCAAUUAGAAGAGCCUGUAGUUAACGAGGAGUCUGAUGGGGAAGCCCCUGAGGAAGGAGAGACUAACGAGGAGUCUGAUGGGGAAGCCCCUGAGGGAGGAGAGGCUAACGAAGAGUCUGAUGGGGAAGCCCCUGAGGAAGGAAGUACUAACGAGGAGUCUGAUGGGGAAGCCCCUGAGGAAGGAAGUACUAACGAGGAGUCUGAUGGGGAAGCCCCUGAGGAGGGAGAGACUAAUGAGACUGCCAAUGAGGUGAUCCAUGAUUGGGGGGGUGUGUCAGAGGUGGUGGUUGAUGAGAAGACAAGUAAGCGCCUCGCUGUAUGCAAUAUGGACUGGGACAGAAUCAACGCUAAUGAUAUAUUUGCAUUAGCCCACUCCUUCAAGCCCAGUGAGGGAAGUGUGUGUCGGGUGACUGUAUAUCCUAGUCAGUUUGGGAGAGAGAGGCUAUCACAAGAAGAGCUUAUAGGGCCGGUGUCAGCAGGAGAUGAUGGAGUGGUCAGUCAAGAGAGCCUGCGACGCUAUCAACUGGACAGACUCCGGUACUACUAUGGAGUGAUCGAGUGUGAGAGUGUACACACAGCAGAGGCUAUCUAUGAGCAGUGUGAUGGUUUAGAGUACGAGCACAGUGGGGGACAACUGGAUCUCAGGUUUAUUCCUGAUGACAUGUGCUUCUCUGAUGUUGAGGUAGAGUCGACUGCUACUGGGUCCUCGAUGCCUCACAGCUUCAGUCCUGCAGUGUUUGUGAGCAAGGCUUUGCAGCAAUCAAGAGUUGAGUUGACUUGGGACCAAACUGAUUCCCAUAGACUGCAGACCACUAUGAGGAAGUUCUCUAAGGAAGAUGAAGCAGGAAUGGACUUCAGUGCUUACCUUGCAUCAGAUGGUGAGGAGGACACUAGCAAUGGACACAAGUAUCAGGCUCUCUUAGAAAAAGAGAUCAAAGGCCACGAUGCAGCAGGAGGAAAGGUCAAAGGUCAACCUGGCGGGGAUCAAAUGGAGAUCACAUGGGAGCCAGGACUUAAAGAGAGUACUACAAAGCUGCUCAAGAAAAAACAACGAGGAGAUGGUCUAUCUCGCUGGGAGAAGUAUGUACAAGAUAAGCGAAAGAAAAAGAAGGAUAGAAAAAAAGAGAAGGAGACGAUCAGUUCUGAGGUUGUGGGAUUCGAUGAUGACUUCUUCCAAAAGUCCACCACCACCAAAACUCCUUCUCAGGGCUCUAGGAAGAGAGGAGCUCCAGCAUUGGCCCCAGCCUCUGCAGAGCUGGAUCUGCUCACAAUGGAUGAUGCCCAGUCAGGCUCUAAUGAGAGGGGCUUUGAUGUGAUGGACCCUCGCUUUGGGGCUCUGUAUGAGUCUCCAAUGUUUGCCCCUGAUCCAGCACACCCACGCUACAAACACACCGAGGCUAUGGAGGCUAUAAUGAAAGAGAAGAUGCGUAGACGAAUAGGCAGGACAGAUGCCAGUGUGGAGCCACUGGUAGAGGCAGUAAAGAGGAAGACCAACGCUUUCAAAAAACGCAGGAAAAUGCAACCCAAACAGAACACUAACUCUCUUACAUAGUUGAUUGUGUGUGAGGUACAAUACUGUAGCUGGAUAAUAAUUACGUGUUUAGCAAAAUUGA
Messenger RNA from Halichondria panicea, 2030 nucleotides. Its product is annotated as ESF1 homolog. Gene Ontology annotation, cellular component: nucleus. Lineage: Eukaryota; Metazoa; Porifera; Demospongiae; Suberitida; Halichondriidae. Bases 224 to 1969 code for a protein of 581 amino acids. The transcript has 16 exons. The record is from RefSeq and is a predicted model, not a curated record. Gene Ontology annotation, biological process: rRNA processing. Gene Ontology annotation, molecular function: RNA binding.